Molecule: messenger RNA, 426 nt
Organism: Ostreobium quekettii
Lineage: Eukaryota; Viridiplantae; Chlorophyta; Ulvophyceae; Bryopsidales; Ostreobiaceae
Source: the annotation of a GenBank genome assembly
AUGCAGGCUUGGAGAAUCAUUGACGACGAUGAGGUGGUGUUGGGUGGUGUGUUAUGUCGAGAUGAUUGGAAUGUGGUUCACAAGGCCCAGUGGGAUGAUGAAUUGGUGGCAGUCAGGUCCAGACGACUUCGGAUGGGUCACAAGGAACAGCAAUUGGUGUGCUUCAUAAGGGAGGCAGCUGUUCAUGCCUCCAUUGCACAUCCCAAUGUUGUCCACCUGUAUGGCAUCACCCGGGUCCUGCAAGUUGAUCAUGGAACUGGCAGACGGCAACCUGUGGCAAAUGUGUCAAGGAAAAUCCCUGGAAUGGCAUGUCAAGCGGUCGCUCCUCCAGCAAGCGUCUGCAGGAUUGACAUAUCUGCACUCCCUGGAAGAGCCUGUUGUGCAUGGCUCUGUCAGCAGUCUCAGCUUUGUAACCUUUGGCACUGA